AAGAAAAGAAGAAGAAAUGGAAUCUCUACAGGGCCGUGUAAAUGCAUUAGAAAUGAGUACUCGAGUGGCCUUGGACCAUCUGGAGUCUGUACCUGAGAAACUGAGCCUACUGGAAGAUUUCAAAGACUUUCGAGAUUCCCGCUAUUCAUCUGAAAGAAUUGAUGGGAGAUGCUGUAAAUACAGAGUUCACAGAGAUUCUCUGAAGCAGUGCCAAGAUGACACCAGGUACAGAAUCCAAAGCUUGAAGGAUGACAGAGCCUUCACUGAAGGUUCUCACACUCGUGGGUUAGAUCACUCAUCCUCCUGGCAGGACCACAGUCGCUUCCUGUCUAGUCCACGAUUUUCACACUUGACCUCAUUCACCAAAAGGACCAUUACUCCAGAUCCAGCUUUAAUCAAGGAAGAUGCCACAAGUUUGCCAAUGAAUGGUGCAAGUCCACAGUCCAAAAAGGAGGAAUAUGAGGACAAAAAACCAAAAUGUAAUUAGUUGCUUAACUUGAACACCUUAUCUACUCUGCUGCCAUCUGGCCCAGGUUAUGUAACAGACAUACCUCUGGCUUUGGCUCUUUGGUAUUGCUGGACAUUAACUAAAAUGACAAUACAGUUAGUCCUUGUGAAUGACACUAUUUUAAGCAAUCCAAAUACUAUCAACUUAUGAACAAUGUGCAGCUAAUUUAUUGGCAGCUUAUACUAGCAAGAAAGUAGUAUUUUUCACUUUGCAUUUUCUUUUUGCAAGUGUGGUCAGUAACAAUUUCCUGACCAAAAUUUGGUUUUAUAAUUGAUGCCUUUCAAAAAUUACUGACUAAAAAGGUGGAAAAUGAAUUUUCCACUAGGCAUAAGUUGCUAGCACCUUAGAUUCAGGGAGCAUUUAUAUACAAUUGAUUUUUUUUUAAAAAAGAUGCUUUCUCCCUAAUAAAUUAUCAUGUGUUGUAACAUGUCCUGGAGAUAUGCAUAGGUAUGAGGCAGUCCACUUAUAAAUGCUUGGAAUUGUUGUAUCCAUCAUCUCAGCGAUAUGUUACUACAUAUAGUAGCUUAAGAUUAUUUCAAAUCAUCCAUUUUUAAUAGCAAUAAAGAAUUUAUAAAUUAUAAAUCUGAAUUGUAGAACACUGUGAAGAAUUCAUAGCACAGUUUAUUUAUUUGGUUUUCUGUGGUCAAAUAUCCCACUGUGAUCACUCCAGUCACCCUGGACUAUCUGUCAUUUAGAAUGACCAAAAAUCACGGCCUCAAAUCCUCACGUCAAUGAGGUUCGCUCUGUAGGAGUUCUCCUGUGCUUUGGUACAAUCUACCUUCUUUUUGUAUCCCAGCUUUUCACAACAUCAGUGUUUGUAAGAAUUUUUCCCUUUACAUGCCAAUCUACUGGUGGAGAAAGAUUUUUAGUGAAUACUGAUAACAGCAGAUAUCUAGGAACAGAAGUCUACUGGGUUAUGGUCAAAAGAUUCUGAAUGGAGACAAGGAAAAUAAAGCGAUAAUGUAUAUGACAUUCUUUGUUAAAAUGUAACUUUAUUAGAUUUCUUACCUUUUCUUGUACUUGCACUCAGAGUGUGUGUUCUUAACUUGCAUACUUGAAAGUGCAGCAGAAAUGAACUCUCCCUUUCUACAGUGAAUGUGAACACGGUUCAUACAUCAGAA
This is a messenger RNA of Octodon degus (degu), 1629 nucleotides long. RefSeq names its product centrosomal protein of 128 kDa-like. The record is from RefSeq and is a predicted model, not a curated record. The coding region runs from base 17 to 487 and encodes 156 amino acids. NCBI's taxonomy places the organism in Eukaryota, Metazoa, Chordata, Mammalia, Rodentia, Octodontidae. The transcript has 6 exons.